Messenger RNA from Heterobilharzia americana, 524 nucleotides. The record is from the annotation of a GenBank genome assembly. Lineage: Eukaryota; Metazoa; Platyhelminthes; Trematoda; Strigeidida; Schistosomatidae.
UUUACUUGUGAUAAUGGAUGAGGAUAUGAUGGUGUGGUUUUUGUUUAUUUAAUUAUUUUUCAGUAUUUGACUAUGAUCCCAGUGAUUGUUGGUAUGUGUGUGGUAGUAUGUGAAGAAGUGAAGUGAAGUGAAGUGGGGUGGAGUGGAUUGUGAUUGUGGAGGUUUUUAUUUUCGGUUUGGUUAUUUGGAUGAGUGUUUAGCGUGUUGAUGAUGAGUGAGUGGAUGGUGAGAGGAUGUGCUAACUCAUUUGCGGUUAGAGUUUGUAAACUGUGGAACUCCCUUCCCUUAGUCGUUGUUGCAGUGCCAUCUCCUGAUACUUUUAAAAGGGGGUUCGAAGCACAUCUAGUGUCUUUUGGUGACGAUGGAGGUGUAUUCGAGAAACCUGUCAUCUACAGACCAGCAGGAGCAAUACAACCUUAAGACCACGAUGAUUACCAAUCGAUUAUCUCUUGGAUUAUUGGCGGUUGAUGUAAGUGUCUGGUUUCUUGAGAUGAUGUUAGAAGAUGACAGGGAGUGAAUGAUUA